AUGAGAAAAGAAUUGACUUUCGAGAUUGGAGAGAAAGUAUUUCUCAAAGUGGCACCGAUGAAGGAAAUACUACGAGUUGGAAAGAAAGGGAAACUAAGCCCUAGAUUUAUCGGUCCAUUUGAGAUUCUUGAAAAGAUUGGGAGUGUGGCAUAUCAUUUAGCAUUACCACCGGAACUUUCAGCAGUGCACAACGUAUUUCACAUUUCUAUGUUGAGAAAGUACAUUCCUGAUUCUAAUCAUGUGGUGAACGUUCAAUCACUGGAUGUGCAGAGUGAUAUGACGUAUGAAAAAGCUUCUGCAGUGAUGUUGGAGAGAAAGGACCAUGCCCUGAGAAAUCAAAAGGUUCCACUAGUCAAAGUCCAGUGGAGUAAACAUGAUGAGGAUGAGGCUACUUGGGAACGAGAAGAUGAUAUUUUAGCCAAGUACCCCAAUCUCAUUAAAACAAUUCUAGCCUUGUCCCCACUUGAGUUUUGUGUUCUGGAAAGUCAGGGUGGAUUUAUACUUUAUCUAGCUCUUCAACAUCGAAAUGGCAGGAAAAAUGGAGUACUUGAUGAAAUGUCAAUGGUACAGCUUUCAUUUCAUGGAUCCAAGGCAACAUGA
Olea europaea var. sylvestris is the source of this 600-nucleotide messenger RNA. RefSeq lists its product as uncharacterized. The record is from RefSeq and is a predicted model, not a curated record. The coding region runs from base 1 to 600 and encodes 199 amino acids. Lineage: Eukaryota; Viridiplantae; Streptophyta; Magnoliopsida; Lamiales; Oleaceae. The transcript is spliced from 4 exons.